This is a messenger RNA of Bufo gargarizans (Asiatic toad), 2627 nucleotides long. Its product is annotated as prolyl endopeptidase FAP-like. The record is from RefSeq and is a predicted model, not a curated record. Gene Ontology annotation, biological process: proteolysis. The coding region runs from base 124 to 2397 and encodes 757 amino acids. NCBI's taxonomy places the organism in Eukaryota, Metazoa, Chordata, Amphibia, Anura, Bufonidae. The transcript is spliced from 26 exons. Gene Ontology annotation, molecular function: serine-type endopeptidase activity; dipeptidyl-peptidase activity.
GCAAAAUCUGCAGUGUUUUGGAAGAAUUCUUAUUCAUAAGGAAACUUCCUGCACGUUGGCACUUCACAUCCAUUCGGAAGCAAUUCAGCAGCGAUCACUUAGUUGCCUCUAUUUCUAGUAAGAAUGAAGCCUCAAUUAAAAGUGAUUAUUGUCAUAGCUGCGGCCAUUGUUCUGAUAGUACCCGUGAUAAUGAUUUUACUUCUUAAAUCAGGUUCUACAAGGAGAGAAGAUGGUCUCCGCAGGUUUACAUUUGAAGAUGUGUUCAACAGUACAUUUUACACCCAGCAAUAUUAUCACACGUGGAUUUCAGAAAAUGAAUAUAUUCACAAAAAUGAAAACAAAAAUGUCCUAGUUUAUAAUAUGGACACUGGUAGGACAUCAAUAAUUCUGAAAAAUACAACAUUUGACGAUGUGAAUGCGACAAAUUAUUUCAUAUCACCAGACAGAAAAUUUGCUGCCUUCGAAAGUGAUUACAAAAAACAAUGGAGAUACUCGUAUACGGCAACAUACCGCAUUUAUGAUAUAGAAAAUAGUGUAUUUCUAAGCACAAAUGAACUACCUCAUAACAUCCAGCACAUAUCCUGGUCACCAGUGGGGCACAAAUUGCUAUAUGUUGUGGAUAAUAAUAUUUACUUAAGACAUGAACCCGGACAAUCAUCUAUUCAACUAACAAAUGAUGGGAAAGAAAAUGAAAUAUUUAAUGGAAUUCCAGACUGGGUCUACGAAGAGGAAAUGCUCGGAUCGAAGUAUGCUAUCUGGUGGUCUCCAAAUGCCAAAUUUAUUGCCUACGUCCAGUUUAAUGAUAAAGAUGUGCCAUUAAUAGAGUACUCUCUCUAUGGUGAAGACCAGUAUCCAAAAACUGUUAAAAUACCAUAUCCAAAGGCAGGAGCGAAAAACCCAGAAGUCAAAGUUUUCAUUGUAAAUGUUGAUGAUCCAUCAUAUGACAAAAUCCAAGUGCCUGUGCCUGCUCUGAUUUCUUCCAGCGAAUACUGCUUCAGCUGGGUGACAUGGAUACUGGAUGAGAGGGUCAGCGUACAGUGGGUGACAAGAAUACAGAACAUAUCAAUCAUAUCAAUAUGUGACUAUGAGCAGAGGUCAAGUACAUGGAUCUGUCCAAAGAAUCGUCAACAUGUUGAAGCAAGUAAAACAGGCUGGAUCGGCGUGUUCUUUCCGUCUCUCCCGACGUUCACAUCAGACAGUAUAUCCUAUUACCAAAUCCUCAGUGACCGGGAUGGCUAUAAACAUAUCCAUUAUAUCAAUGACACCACGGAUAAUGCUAUCCAGAUUACGAAAGGACGUUGGGAAGUGAUUUAUAUAUUGUACAUUACAGACAAAGCUAUAUAUUACACAAGUAAUGAAUUUGAAGGAUUUCCCGGAAGGAGGAAUGUUUAUCGCAUCUCACUGCAAGGAAACCGUCAAGAAAAGCAAUGCCUUACCUGCACUUUAAGGAAGGAGCGGUGCCAGUAUUAUUAUGCCAGGUUUAGCACCAAUGCUAAGUACUACACCCUCAGCUGUUAUGGUCCAGGGCUUCCCAUACAUACAAUCCACAAUGGCACCACAGACAAAGAACUUCAGAUACUACAGGACAACCAAAAACUGGAAUCCAGUCUUCUACCGAUACAGAUGCCGACUGAGAAAAUUGGGAACAUUAAACAGAAUGGAAUGACGUUCUGGUACAAGAUGACUUUACCUCCUCGCUUUGAUAAAUCAAGGAAGUAUCCCUUUCUUCUCUAUGUGUACGGCGGACCUUCCAGUCAGGAGGUGUAUCACACAUUUUCCAUUAGCUGGCGAACGUACUUAGCAAGUUCUGAGGACAUUAUCGUGGCAUCAGUGGAUGGCAGAGGAACGGCUUACCAAGGGGACAAGUUUAUGCACGCUGUAUAUAAAAAGCUCGGAACACUGGAGAUAGAAGAUCAGAUAUCUGCAGUAAAGAAAUUUAUUGAAAUGGGAUUCAUUGAUGAACAGCGAAUAGCAAUUUGGGGUUGGUCAUAUGGUGGUUAUGUAACAUCCAUGGUCCUUGGCCAAGGUACAGGCAUUUUUAAAUGUGGGAUGGCUGUUGCUCCUGUUUCUAAUUGGGAAUAUUAUGCAUCCAUCUAUACAGAGAGAUACAUGGGGCUUCCAACAAAUUCAGACAACCUUCAAAAUUAUCAGAAUUCAACUGUGAUGUCCAGGGCAGAGAAUUUCAGGAAAGUGGAUUACUUACUCAUUCACGGAACAGCAGAUGAUAAUGUACACUUCCAGCAAGCCGCUCAGAUUUCCAAAGCUUUAGUUGAUGCCCAAGUGGAUUUUGAAGCAAUGUGGUACACCGACAAGGAUCAUUCAAUCGCUGGAUCGGGAAGGAAGCAUCUAUACAAUCACAUGACUCACUUUCUUAAGAAAUGCUUUUCUCUAUCAUGAGACAUAGUCAUUGACCUCCCAGUAUAUUAUAUUUUUGAAUUUAAUUAAUUUUGAUAAAUGAAAAUUCACUGUAUGAACCAAUCUUCAGGACGGAUUCACUGCGUCAAAUUUGUUUGUUAUGUAUGGCUUUUCCAAUUGUCUUACACCAUAGACCUCAGUUAUUACCAUCAUGUAUAUAGUCAAAAAACAACUAUUUCUGCUAAAUAAACUAUAGAAACUGUAUUGUGAAA